GGCGCACAGGCGGCGUCUUUGCCAGGUGCUGCUGCUGCUGCUGCUCAAGUCUCUGCACUCGCUGCGGCCUCUCACAACGGAUCGUCAGGGACGUCUCGUGCGCUCCUACAGAGCGGCGUCGCUGCUUCUGACCGGCGAUCACGAUGAGCUGGGGCUACCUGACGCAGCUGCUGGAUGAGGUUCACCGACACUCCACAUUCUUGAGCAAGCUGUGGAUCACCAUCUUCCUCAUCUUCCGCAUCGUUCUCACGACGGUCGCCGGAGAAUCGAUCUACUACGAUGAGCAGGGCCAGUUCACGUGCAACACGGCGCAGCCCGGCUGCGAGAACGUCUGUUAUGACAGCUUCGCACCGCUCUCCCAUGUCCGCUUUUGGGUGUUCCAGAUCAUCGUCGUUGCCACGCCCACCAUCCUGUACCUCGGAUUCGCUGUACAUCGCAUCACCAGGAUCGAGUACGAGCGAGACGAACGAACCAAGCGAACCGGCGGCUCCGACCGCAUGGUUGAAUGCACGGAGAAAGAGGAGGAGGUGGAAGAGGAGGUGGAAUGGGAGGUGGAGGAGGGUGAAGAAGACGGCAAGGAGAAGCGACGGCAAGGCAACGAGCGGUGGAGGAUUAAGACUGACGGCCUGAUGGUAGCCUACACCCUCCAGCUGCUCGCCCGCACGCUGGCCGAGAUUGGCUUCCUGCUGGGGCAAUACCUGCUCUACGGCUUUGAGGUGGCCCCACGCUUUCAGUGCGUCCGCGACCCCUGCCCGAAUCGUGUCGACUGCUUCGUGUCGCGCCCCACGGAGAAGACCAUCUUCCUUUUGGUCAUGUACACGGUCGCCGGUCUCAGCCUCCUGCUGGAACUGUCCGAGAUUUGCUACUUGGGGUUGGGCGCCCUCCACGACUCGCUGAGCGGGAGGUGCUGGCUGCAGAGCAGGUCCGCGGAGGGCAAACAGGCGGCCCACACGACGCUGGAGGCUUCCAGGGUGAAGGUGGCGGUGGCCCGGGGCAGUCGUCGAGCGUCGCUGGCGCCCCCGGGUUACCACUCGGUGCUGGGGGCCUCCUCUGACGGGAAACGGCACCGGGUGAGUUUCGCGAGGAACGCUCACACCGCUCCUCACACAUUACGGCGUUGACUAUUAUUAUUCAUAAUCAAGGUUUUUGGGUUUAGAUCGCAUUAUCCACUAUACACUACACACUAUACACUACACACUAUACACUACACUAUACACUACACACUAUACACUACACACUAUACACUACACACUAUACACUACACACUAUACACUACACACUAUACACUACACACUCUACACUACACACUAUACACUACAC
Molecule: messenger RNA, 1320 nt
Organism: Lethenteron reissneri (Far Eastern brook lamprey)
Lineage: Eukaryota; Metazoa; Chordata; Hyperoartia; Petromyzontiformes; Petromyzontidae
Product: gap junction gamma-1 protein-like
Biological process (GO): cell-cell signaling
Cellular component (GO): connexin complex
Molecular function (GO): gap junction channel activity
Source: RefSeq, a predicted model, not a curated record